Hipposideros armiger (great roundleaf bat) is the source of this 3573-nucleotide messenger RNA. It is a transcript of the gene SPATA46, whose product is annotated as spermatogenesis associated 46. The record is from RefSeq and is a predicted model, not a curated record. Bases 1422 to 2264 code for a protein of 280 amino acids. NCBI's taxonomy places the organism in Eukaryota, Metazoa, Chordata, Mammalia, Chiroptera, Hipposideridae. Gene Ontology annotation, biological process: fertilization. The transcript has 3 exons. Gene Ontology annotation, cellular component: nuclear membrane.
CCCUCAGUAUCUAAGCCCCUUCAGUUAAGCGUAUCUGAAAUUCCCAGCUGGCGGUGGGAGGGGCUCAACGGGCCCCUCCUCCUGUCCCGCGUGUGUCACUCAUUCCUGCGCUGUCUCUUUUCUGCACAUAAACCACCCGAUUCCAGACCAGGAAGAUGGCCAUCCACGCCGACUGUGUAAAUGAGCACGGCGGGAACGCUAAGGGGCACAGCGACCGCCCAGGGCCGCACGGGAGCUAACGGUGGGCCAGGUGGGGUGGGGGUGGCCGCUGACAUGCUGGCUCCCAGGCCCAGUGAUGCUGCCUAGGUGCACGCGGUCCCCUUACAUCCCAGCUCAUUCGAAGGUUCCAAAGCAGGCGGGGGUGGGGCACAGAACUCGUGUUCUCCCCACCGUGCUGUGGAUGGGUAAUUCCGGGCACGAACUGGCGUGAGGACCAGUCUGGAAUGUCACACGCAGAGGCUCAGCCACGCUGGCAGCACGCCAUGCACAGAGGGGAUCAGAGUGUUCCGCGUGGCAGGGACGUUCACUGUCAGGUCUGAAGCCCGGUGCACGCCUAGUUGACACCUGUCGUGAUUACCUAGACUGCAGCGCCUCCAGGUUAUCUUCCAAGUGGCACCGUCACCUCUUACCCUGACUGCACGCCCCCCAGCAUGCCAGGCUGUGAUGACACAAGGGAAGCACAGAGAAGGGGCAGCCGUCCCCGUCCAGUCUCACCAGCAAAUUGCUUACAACGAGCAAAAUGGUGUAGAGUAAGCCGCCCACUCACGUUUCAGACAUUUGCCAAAAAUGGAUGGCGCUAACCACACAAUCACCAACCACGUAACACAAUCUCUGGUCCUAUUCUUAGGAAACACACGUGGAGGUAUUCAGGCACAAAGGGUCUUGAUGUUUGUGACUUACCUUCAAAUAGCCCAGGCAAAAAACUAUGUAUCCACAGACACAGAGGGAGGGCGGCGCGGACCCCUGAAAAGGGGCUACAGUGUUAACAUGGGAAACGGUGCCGGGUAGGAGGAUGUUCUUUGUAAUCAUUUUUGUAACUUUUUAUAAGUUUGAAAUUAUUUCCAAAGAAGAAGUGAAAAAUGUACCCCAAACCAAAACCCAGCAGCUAAAGCCGACAACAGGAACAUCUGGUGGCAGAGGUUAGGCAGAUGGGGGAAGAAAAGCGAGGAGGUUAUUCAGACAGGACACAGGUCCCCAGAGCUGGGGGUUGGCAGUGACACCUCAAAAGUGACACUAAAGGACCAAGUGCGCAAACAGGUGAAAUCACUAUGUGGUCUGCUAAGCCUUCCUUCUCUCUGGGUGUUCUCAGCCGAGGCAGGCCACCGAGAAGUGACAAGUCAGGAAGGUCUGUACAGAUGUCAAUCCUGCUUGCAGUGGACCCACCCAUCUCUGACAGGGGGUGACCGAGCCGUGACGGAACCAUGUGGCCUCCUUGUGAUGUCAUCCGCCCUCACAAUGCGCGUUGUCUGGACGACGCGUGCCUCUGGGAGCUGAAGCCCCGCGUCCGUCAGACUAUGGAGAGCUUCUCACUCCUCAGCAUUUCGGGGCCUCGGCUGUCUCCCUCGGCCCUAAGCACUUUUCCUGACAUUAUGUCCUCACGUGCCACCAGCUUGCCAGGCAUCAGCAAGACUGCGCUCCCCACAGAGGCAGCCAGCCCAGCUCAGGCCCGGCCACUCCAGUGCCUAAGCAGCACCCUCCUGCCCGGGGCGCACAGUGCACCGCUCUCUCCAGACUGCAUCCUGGGGGACCCCCAGAACGGGGCGCAGCUGAGGCAGAAGUGCACCAUCUACCGGCCCUGGUUCUCCCCUUACAGCUACUUCGUGUGUGCAGACAGGGAGCGCUGCCUGGGGGCCCCCAGCUCCCCAGAGGGGCAGCGGGACGAGGGCGGGGGGGACAGCUGCCUUCCUGAGGACGAGGCUGACAGCGUCUGCUCCUCGUCCUCCUCCUCCUCCCCGAAGAACACCUGCCCCCGACAGGCCACCCAGAAACCCGGACGCGGCCCGGACGCCACAGACUACAUCACGUCCCAGGACAUCCUGACGGCCUCCACGUGGCAGCCGGCCCAGCAGAACGGCUACAAGUGCGCGGCCUGCUGCCGCAUGUACCCCACCCUGCGUUCUCUCAAGGGCCACAUCAAGGGUGGCAUCAGGGAGGGCUUCAGCUGCAGGGCGUACUACCGCAGGCUCAAGGCCCUCUGGGGCAAGGAGCAGAGCGUGUGGCCCGGGGACAGGCUCUCGUCCGGCAGCUGCCAGGCCUUCAAGUAGCCACGUGGCCAGGGAAACGGGCGGAGUAUAUUCAUGUCUCUAGAGAGAGGCCAAUAAAACCAGUCAGUCACAGCCUCUGUCAAGUCUGAGGUCUCCCCGCACCACCUGCGGUCCUCCUCGGCCCAGUCCCAUCCCAUUGGGCUAACAGUUGCCUAGCAACACCAGGCCACCUCUCUCUCUCUCUCUCUCUCUCUCUCUCUCUCUCUCUCUCGCUCUCGCUCUCGCUCUCAAGAAAACGCCUGAAGUUUGAGGAUAAGCCCUAAGAAACUGGCUCUCAAAGUGAGGCACCCAGGCCAGCAGGGUCAGCACCUCCUGGGAGUUGUUAGAAACGAAAUUCUCAGACCUACUGAAUCAGAAACUGGGGGCGGGCCCAGCAAUCUGUGUUCUAACCAGCCCUGAGGGCGACUCUCAUGCAGCUCGAGUGUGAGGCCAGCAUUCGGAGACCCUGGCCUUUCUGCUGGUCCCUCUGUGGCCACGCCUUGCCUCCCACCACAGGGAAGCUCACACGGAGGGUGCAGGGUUGGACGCUCUUUCCUGUUGGCAUGGGGAAGUGUCCACUGGCAGAACCUCUGCACAGUUUGAAAGCUUCUAGGAUGUCAGGUCUUCUGAAGAUGGGAUGGGAAGACAACAUGUCCCUACGUAUGAGGCAGAGAAGAGGCCAAUGGGGCAUGGCCGUCCCCGCCGCAGACACCACACCGCCAGGCAGGGCCGUCCCCGCCGCAGACACCACACCGCCAGGCAGGGCCGUCCCCGCCGCAGACACACAGAUCCUUCAUGGAGAAGGAUUCUCUGGCUGAGCCAGAACAGACCGGGGAGCUUCUUUACACGGCUGUGUGGGGUCAUGACAACAGGCAGGUGAAAACAUUGCUCCUAUUACCAAGUAAUGUCCCCGCACACAGCCUGAGCCUUGUUCCAUUUCCGAGCAAAUGCACUGCCAACUCUGAGCAUCAGGGGUGCAGGGACGACAUCCGCUUUGCCCAUUAUGUGGUUUGAAGCAGGGCUGAGGGCUUCGUCAUCUUCCGAGGCCUUUGCACCUCUCAUUUCGCCUCCCUGGGACUCAGCGGGCCCUCUCACCAAGGUGUGGUGUUCGCGCUUCUGGUCCCUGGCCCCGGCCCGCCCUCUGGCUGGCCACCAGUGUCCCUCCCCUGCUCGUUACACCAGAAACGUCUGCAGACGUCGCCAUGUGCCCCUAGGAAAGCAAAGUCACCCUGGCCGAGAACCACUCGCACAGCCGAUCCCCAGGCUGGUCUGCACAAGCUUCGCCUGGGGGUACCUCCUCCCGCCCCUUUCAGGGAUGUGGGGAUCCCUU